AUGGCCAAUUCGGACAAACUUGGUCUUGGACUUGACGAUAUCAUUCGAUUAGAUCGUACAACAAAUCGACGUGGUGGUGGUGGUCGUGGUGGUGGUGGAAAUCGAGGAUUUCGAGUACGUACUGGUCGAGGAAGUGCUAAUGGAUUUCGAACUCGUGGUGGUGGUGCGCUGCCUCGAAUAUCUAAUCCAUCAGCAACAGGUCGUUGGAAACAUGAUCUUUAUGAUGAUAAUACAAAUCGAAAUCGAGAAAUACAACGAAAUACUGGUGUGAAUAGUACAACAAAAUUACUUAUUUCAAAUCUUGAUUUUGGUGUAACUACAAAUGAUAUUAUAGAAUUAUUUGAAGAUAUAGGAGCUGUACGUGUAGCUCGUGUACAUUUUGAUGAAACUGGUCGAUCAUUAGGUACAGCUGAAGUUAUAUAUGAACGUCGUGCUGAUGCUAUUACUGCUCAACAAAAAUAUAAUACUCUUAAUCUUGAUGGUCGUCCAAUGGACAUUAGACUCGUCGGCAAUAUCGAUGAUGGAUCUAAACAACAAUUAAAUCGUUUUUCAUUAGGUAAUGUUGGUAAUAAUAGACCUCAACGAUCUGGUUUUCGUAAUACUAAUCAACAAAAUAAUAUUCGAGGUAAUCGAACACGUGGUGGUAGACAACAACAAAAUGGUUCUAGUGGAAAAAAAGAAGAAGUUACAGCUGAAGAUCUUGAUGCUGAACUUGAUGCAUAUCGUGCUGAAAGCAAACAAAAAAAAUAA
Messenger RNA from Rotaria sordida, 750 nucleotides. The record is from the annotation of a GenBank genome assembly. Lineage: Eukaryota; Metazoa; Rotifera; Eurotatoria; Philodinida; Philodinidae.